AUGUCGACCAUGGAAGAAAACAGUGAAGAGAGCGAUGGAGAGUCAUUAGUUGAGGGUUUUGGUGAGAGUGAAGUAGGGGAUGAUAUUUCUGACAUUGAUGUAGGAAAUAUAUCAGUAAGUGACAGUGUUCUCGCUGGUGACGAUGAACUGUCCGACGACGCUGAUGACGGUGACCUGAACUGGACCGAUCAAUUUGACGACACUUUCGUGGUGAACGAUUUUCGCGAAGAAACUGGACCUCAACUGCCUGAAGAUUUUGAUGUAAAUACUGCUUCGCCGUUAGACUAUUUUUACAUGUUAUUUCCUAUGACAUUACUUGUUAAUAUUGUUGACCACACAAACAACUACGCAAUUUGGAAAAUGGCCCAAUCCGGCGAAAAUGACCCAAAAUGGAUAGCUACCACCGUUGAAGAAAUGGCCGCGUAUAUCGGACUGAACAUCUUUAUGGGGAUCGAUUCCAAGCCACAUUACAACAUGUACUGGUCAACAGAUGAAUUUAUUGGAAAUGCUGGUUUCAAAAAAACAAUGACGUGCAAUCGUUAUGAAAAACUAACGCGGUAUUUUCACGUGGCAGACCGACAAAGUGAACCAGAACGCAGAUCUCCAAACUAUGACCGGCUAUUCAAAAUUAGACCCAUCAUGAACACUGUGAAAGAAACAUUUUUUAAGUCGUACAAACCACACAGGGAGAUGGCUAUUGAUGAGGGAAUGAUCAAAUUGCUGGAAGAAACUCCAUGA
Molecule: messenger RNA, 738 nt
Organism: Gigantopelta aegis
Lineage: Eukaryota; Metazoa; Mollusca; Gastropoda; Neomphalida; Peltospiridae
Product: piggyBac transposable element-derived protein 4-like
Exons: 2
Coding region: 1-738 (245 amino acids)
Source: RefSeq, a predicted model, not a curated record